CUGAUUCUUCCAGGUGCUACCAAGGAGAUCGGCUCGGCUCUGACCAGGAUGUGCAUGAGGCACCGCAGCAUCGAGUCCAAACUCAAACUGUUCACCACGGCUCUCUCAGAAAGUCUGAUCACUCCUCUGGAGCUGAAAAUGGAAGAGUGGAAAAAAGUGGCCAGUCAGCUGGACAAAGACCACGCCAAAGGCACGCUAACACACACACACACACACACACACACGCACACGCACACACACAGAAGCGACACCUUUAACUCCUGUCUUUUUUUUACUAAUUCAGAGUACAAGAAGGCCCGAGCAGACAUCAAGAAGAAGUCAUCCGACACCAUCAAACUGCAGAAGAAGGUGAAGAAAGGGAAGGGCGAGGCCCGGGGCCAGCUGGACAGCGCCCUGCAGGACGUGAACGUGCGCUACGCCGUGCUGGAGGAGGCGGAGAAGCGCGCCGUGUGCCGGGCGCUGGUGGAGGAGCGGGCGCGCUACUGCAGCUUCGUGGGCAUGCUGAAGCCCGUGCUGGACCAUGAGAUCAACAUGCUCGGAGAGGUGAUUUUGGACCUGAAAGGUUCUGAUUUCAGCUACAGCUAUCAGACGCCACCGGCCUCUCCCAGCAACACGCUGUCCAGGAAGGGCAGCGUCAGCAGCAGCUACCAGUCCGGAUCGGUCAGACACGUUCCCUCCUUGGACUCGAUCAACCGUGCCGUGGAGGGCGUGCACGUUCAGCGCUCCUCCUCGCCCUACCUGCUGCACGCCGGCGACGAGGGCGGGCGCUCCCUCAGCGAGGGCAACUCCCCCUCCCGCCGCGGUCGCCAUGGUUACCACGGCCACCACCCCGCUCAGAGCCGCCGCGCUAGCCGCCGGGAUCUGACCACCGACGGAGGCGUGGGCACGCAGCUGGCCUCCGGGGGGACGGAGAACGGCCUGCUGCCCCCCCCCCUACAGCACCUACAACCACGGGGAGAGGGCCCGGGCCAUGUCUGCGUCCGGGAAGAUGAUGCUAACUAUCCUCCCCCCCCUCGGCCCCCCCCCCGUCCCCCCCCCCCCCCGUCUUGCUCGGCCCGGGACCAGCUGGCGUUGACUUUGGGCGCGUUGAAUUCGGACGCCCCCCGCAGCAGCCGGGACUCCCUGCACUGCUCCAGCGGGUACAGCACCCAGACCACCACCCCCUCCUGCUCCGAGGACACCAUCCACACGCACGUGGACUACGAGUCCAUCUCUCUCCACGGCGACGGCGACUCCAUCUCCUUCCACCACCUGCAUCUCGGCAGCGGCCAGUCCGACUUCGACAAGUCCUCCACCAUCCCGCGGAACUCCGACCUCAGAUACCAGUACCGGGAGUUCGCCCAGUCCAAGCGGCCCUCCUCCACCGUCAGCCUGCUGGCCGAGGGCGUUUCCGGGCGCCCGCCGCCGUCGCACACGGCCACCAUCCGCCGCAAGCCCUCGUCCAAGCCCGCCUACCGCCGGGGCACCAUCAGCGGGGGGGUCCCCAUCCCCAUCUGCACCCCGCAGGUGCCCCUCACGGCCCUGGCGGGAGCCGGGGGCAGCGAGGAGAACGUCUUCGCGGCGCCCCCCGCUGGCGGAGGCGGUCUGGGCCACAGCAAGCUGUGCGCCUCCACCCAGAGCCUCAGCGCGCUGCCCCCCCCCUCGCCCUACUACCAGAGGCGGCAGGAGGAGGAGGAGACAUGCUGA
Messenger RNA from Menidia menidia (Atlantic silverside), 1686 nucleotides. The record is from the annotation of a GenBank genome assembly. NCBI's taxonomy places the organism in Eukaryota, Metazoa, Chordata, Actinopteri, Atheriniformes, Atherinopsidae.